GAAUGUAGAGGCAGUUACUGCGUAGCCUGAUGCAUAAUAUAAAUAGUUCUGAGCACAGGAUAUAUAUUAUAAGACAGACGGAGAGAGAGCUAGGAGACAUGGAUCACAGACAGCUGAGAGACAACAUCCGGACCUUCAGCCUCGGUGACUGCGCUCGGGGGAAUCAGGGGUAUAACCGGGUUCUCCUGCAGCUAUUCGGUUAUACAGGUCACGGGAAAUCCUCUCUGAUCAACUCUUGUAUAUACGCCCUGGAAGAGGACGGGGGAUUCAUCGAGCAUGCUGAGGCUGGAGAUCAAGAUGGAGGAAAAACUAUGAUAAGAAAAGCCUAUGAGCUCACCGGUAACAUCACCAUGGUGGACAACAGAGGGUACAAUAGAAUGGACGGCUUCCAGAGAGCUGAAGUUUAUGCCCAACUGGGAAACUUCAUCCCUGUAGGUGAGAAGGUGGUUUGGAGAGAUAAUUACACUGAUAUGAUGAUAGAAGUGGAGCGAUCUGACAUGGACCCAAAUUGCACAGACUUCAUUGUUCCUGUGUUGGUUUAUAGUGCCAAGGCCGGACUUGCAGAAGGGGAAAAGCCAGAGGUGAAAAUAUUUAUCAGUAACUGUAUAAAAAUGACAGGAGUUGCCCCCAUCAUUGUCCUCACCAACAAAACCAGCGGAGAUUACUUUGAGAUUGAGAAGCAGUUCAAGCUGAUAGGGGCUGAGACUGUGAUAGCCGUGGAGAACUACACCAAUGAGGACAGUAUGAAAACUCUGCGAAGAACCACAGAUUUCCUGAUGUUCAUUGAUGGCUCCAUAAAACAAGUAAUAUUCCGUAUGGAACAGAAAAGGAACCCGCGGGAAGAGCGACUACAGAGGAAGAUUUUCCUGCUCCAGUACAUACAUGAGGCUGAAAUGAAAAAGGAGGAAGAUAAAAGAGAGCGGGAGAGGCGCAAGGAAGAGGAAUUUAGGGCAAAGGUACUUAAGUCACCAUUAAAGUUUUUAUUUCAGCUAGGUAGAGAUACAUGAUGUAAGCAGGUACUAAUGUUAUUAAAUGGGAAAUAUCAAUUACAGCGGUUUUAAUUCUUUUGGGGGCUCUAUUUCCACAACCUCCACUUACUGUACCCAGGGCAAAUAUUUUAAUUACCUCCAUCGUGGCCUGGCCACAUCUCAUUCCACAUAAAUGUAUCCAAUGUUUCUCAAUGAAGGAAUUAAUAUCAGUUUGGUCAAAAUUAUUAUUUUUACAUGUUGAUGGAAGAAGUAAGUAUGAUAGAAAUGGAAAGAGACUCUGAAUUUUCUGCCACUUGGUGUCAAUGGCUAGAAUGGAAAAACUCAUUUUCCCACAUAGCGGCUCCAAUGAUGGGUGGCCUCCCCGGGCCCAUAAAAUGUCCCUCUUUCCCUCUCUAGUCCUCCCCGUACCUCUCUACCCAUUUAUUGUAUUGAUGGCGGCUCAUGUGCUCCUCACUGAGCUCCAUUUACCUCUUAUUAACUACAAAAAAAUAUCUUAUAUACUGACAUUGUUACCAUUGUUUAUGGUUAUCUGCUGUACUUAAGAAUUUCCAGUGGCCAUUGUAUAAGAAUAAAGAAAAGAUUUAAAAAAAUUGUAUACAAUUUUGCACAGCCCUGACGCAUUUCCGGCAGAUACAGUACCUGUAAUGGACCAACAAUGAUGUACUGGGCACAGGAGGAAUAAGCAUUAGGGGCAUUUAACAUUUUCCUUUUAUUUGUGCUGUUUAACAGAAAGAAAACAUAAAUAAGAUUGUGAUGUAUUUUCUAUUUUUGAAUAAUGUCAAAAGUAUUUCUAGAUACGAGACUGCAGCGCAGUCCCAAAUUCAACUAGAGGAUACCGCACCAACUGCCACCUCAAACGCUGCCACACAUCACCGGUCGGGACUCACUGGCAGUUGGUGCGGCUCUCCUAUUUGAAUUUUGGACUGUGCUGUAGUUCCACCUCUGGAGUGGCUACUGGUUGGGAGCAAAGCCAAAAAAAGUAAGUAACUUUGCACCUUGGUACGACCAGGCUACACUGCAGGUGGGGCAGAUGUAAUAGGUAUGAUUUAGAGGUGGACACAGUGAAACCAUCGGGUGCAAUUGCCCCGUGUUUUCUCUCUGCAUGUGCGUCCAGGCAGCACUGUGCAGUUACUGCUUUUUUUAGCUUUGCUCCCAUCCCAAAUUCAGCUACUUUAUAUUGGCCCUCAUUCCGAGAUGUUCGCUCGGUAUUUUUCAUCGCAUCGCAGUGAAAUUCCGCUUUGUGCGCAUGCGCAAUCUUCGCACUGCGACUGCGCCAAGUAUCUUUGCUAUGAAGAUAGUAUUUUUACUCACGGCUUUUUCAUCGCUCCGGCGAUCGUAAUGUGAUUGACAGGAAAUGGGUGUUACUGGGCGGAAGCACGGCGUUUUAGGGGCGUGUGGCUGAAAACGCUACCGUUUCCGGAAAAAACGCAGGAGUGGCCGGAGAAACGGUGGGAGUGCCUGGGCGAACGCUGGGUGUGUUUGUGACGUCAACCAGGAACGACAAGCACUGAACUGAUCGCACAGGCAGAGUAAGUCUGAAGCUACUCUAAAACUGCUACGAGGUUUGUGAUCGCAAUAUUGCGAUUACUUCGGUCGCACUUUUAAGAAGCUAAGAUACACUCCCAGUAGGCGGCGGCUUAGCGUGUGUAACUCUGCUACAUUCGCAUUGCGACCGAUCAACUCGGAAUGAGGGCCAUUGUUUCCACUAUUUAUCUCUGCACGUAUGCUGUAACUUUCUACUGUUACAGAAUGACUGCUCUCAGAUUAUAUUGUAAUCCCAAAAGAUUUGAUAGGGAUCCACCGCUGUCCAUGACAUAAUUGUUGAAUUCUGAUUCUUUGGAAUAUUUGUGAUUUUAAAAAAUAAAUCCAGCAUCAAUAAAAAGUGAAUAAUUAACAACA
This is a messenger RNA of Pseudophryne corroboree (corroboree frog), 2888 nucleotides long. RefSeq lists its product as uncharacterized. The transcript has 4 exons. The record is from RefSeq and is a predicted model, not a curated record. Bases 30 to 1007 code for a protein of 325 amino acids. NCBI's taxonomy places the organism in Eukaryota, Metazoa, Chordata, Amphibia, Anura, Myobatrachidae.